Messenger RNA from Tarenaya hassleriana, 2414 nucleotides. RefSeq names its product long-chain-alcohol oxidase FAO3-like. The transcript has 3 exons. The coding region runs from base 63 to 2303 and encodes 746 amino acids. The record is from RefSeq and is a predicted model, not a curated record. Gene Ontology annotation, molecular function: long-chain-alcohol oxidase activity; flavin adenine dinucleotide binding. Lineage: Eukaryota; Viridiplantae; Streptophyta; Magnoliopsida; Brassicales; Cleomaceae.
AAUGUGCAAAUGCACCCGCCGUUUGACCUUUCCAUGUUUCAUAUCAAACGUUAAUUAUACUGAUGACGAUGAGUGAGAAGAGAGACGCCGGAAAAUUCGGCCGCCGGGGCUUCACGGCAGCGGAGAUGGAAUCACUGGCGGCCGUGUGCGAGACACUCUUGCCGCCUCUUUCGCCGGAAUAUUCCCCCGACGGCGAAGAUGACCAUCCAAACAAAGAGGCUCUCCGGUCAUUCUACUCAGAUUCUGGGUCUAAGUCUCACGUUCUUCACCAGGGCGUAGAGUUAAUCACGAGAAGAGGGCUGAUAGAAGCCGUGCUUGUGGUGAGACUAGUUUUACUUCUACUGUCCUCCAGGCUCGGAACUCUGCUUCUCUGCGGGACCCACUGUCUGGUCCCGAACUGGCCUUUUGUCGAAAGAUUCGGAAGCCUCUCGUUGGAGAAGAGGGAAAGGGUCCUUCAGAAAUGGUUCAGAAACCGGCUUCUGGCUCCCAUCAGACUCGCCUUCGUCUACAUCAAAGUCGUUUUUCUCUACUGUUUCUUCUCUUGGGUCGGUCCGAAUGGUGAAAACCCGGCAUGGGAAGCCAUAGGGUAUCGGGUGAACCUCGAAGAGAGCAAACCCUCCAACAUUAUGAAAGAGAGACCUCUUGAGAAAGGGAUGGUGGAGACAGUGAAAGAGACAGACUCAACUCUUCCCAAGUCACUGUCGGAGAAAGGGCUCGAGGUAAUGUCUGGUUCGAACCAUGAUCCUAUCAAGAUCAAAUGUGACGCUGUGAUUGUUGGUUCGGGUUCAGGGGGAGGAGUGGCGGCCGCUGUUCUUGCGAGUGCCGGUCUAAAAGUGGUGGUUCUCGAGAAAGGAACAUACUUUGCACCUUCUGAGUACUCUCCUUUUGAGGGCCAUGGAUUUGAUCAGUUGUAUGAAUCAGGAGGUGUCCUCCCAACCGUUGAUGGAAAUGUCAUGAUCUUAGCUGGGGCAACCGUAGGUGGGGGCUCAGCCGUGAACUGGUCGGCAUGCAUCAAAACCCCUGAACCUGUGCUUCAAGAAUGGUCUGAAGAUCACAAGAUCCCGCUUUUCGGGACUCAAGAAUAUGGCUCGGCCAUGGAAGUUGUCUGGAAAAGGAUCGGUGUUACUGAGAAAUGCAGACAAGAGAGUUUUCAGAAUCAAGUUCUCAGAAAAGGGUGUCUGAAUCUCGGGCUAAAAGUGGAGAAUGUGCCACGAAACUCGUCAGAGAAUCAUUAUUGUGGAUCGUGUUGCUAUGGCUGCAGACAAGGGGAUAAACAAGGAAGCGACCGAACAUGGCUAUUAGAUGCAGUGAAUCACGGGGCUGUUAUUUUGACAGGAUGUGAAGCCGAGAGACUGAUACUAGAAAAGAACAUAAAUAAAGGUGUCGGUGCUAAGAAAAUGAAAUGUUCGGGAGUGAUGGCGAAAUCUUUAAACGGGAACAUCUCAAAGAAACUGCAGAUCGAAGCCAAAGUAACAGUUGUGGCAUGUGGGGCUAUUUCAACACCUCCAUUGAUUAUCAAAAGUGGUUUAAAGAAUCGAAACAUAGGCCGAAACCUUCAUCUGCAUCCUGUUCUAAUGGCAUGGGGGUACUUCCCCGAAAAAGAAACCUCUCAUCUCAAGGGAAAGAUCUACGAGGGCGGGAUAAUGACGUCAGUAAACAAGGUCUUGUUGGCAAAAGAUUCUGAAGUUAGAGCCAUCAUAGAAACACCAGCGAUGGGACCGGCCUCAUUCACUGCCAUAUGUCCAUGGAUUUCGGGACUCGACAUGAAGAAGAGAAUGACAAAGUAUUCAAGAACCGCUCACCUGAUAACGAUAGUGAGAGAUCGCAGGUCUGGAGAGGUCAUGGCAGAGGGAAGGAUAAGAUAUACCUUGGACAAAACCGACAAAGAGAAUAUCGUUGCGGGACUGAGACAGUCACUGAGGAUACUGAUAUCGGCAGGAGCAGUGGAAGUGGGCACUCACAGAAGCGACGGGCAAAGAUUAAAAUGUAAAGGGAUUGACGAGGAAACGAUCGAGGCGUUCUUAGACACGGUUACUGCAGAGGACGGGCCGGGUUCUUACGCUGAGAAAUGGGCGGUGUAUGCAUCAGCUCAUCAGAUGGGGAGUUGCAGGAUAGGAGAAAAUGAAGAAAAGGGUGCUCUUGAUCUAAAUGGAGAGAGCUGGGAAGCGAAAGGACUGUUUGUGUGUGAUGGAAGUGCUUUGCCAAGUGCACUUGGAGUUAACCCGAUGAUCACAAUCAUGGCCACAUCUUAUUGCAUCUCCACCGGAAUCGUCAAGUCCUUGAAAGGAAGGUCCAAAGCUUAAAAUUUGAUAUAGCUGAAUGUUGUGCUGAAUUGUGAGUGGUUUCUACUAAUGUCAAUGCCUUUUAAUGCAGCAGAAAUUUUGUUAUAUUCAAUUACUUAGCAUUAUUUUGCA